UUUUUUUUUAAAUCUAUAUAUAUUUCUUUUCUAGAAAAAUGGCCUGUACACAUAUUAACACCACUAGAUUUUCUCCUCCUUCAAUUUAUACUCGUGUUCAUAAAGAAGAAUGUACACAAUGCUUUGAUUCUCAAGACUUGGCUGAAGGAAUUGACGUAUGUCUUACGUGUUUUAAUGGUGGUUGUAUUUCUACAGAACGUCAACAUGCAAAACUUCAUUAUAACAAAACUGACCAUCCAUUAGCUGUAAAUAUUCGACGCGUCAUCAAAUCCAAAAGGGAUGAAGGAACGCCACCUCCACAGAAAAUGAGCAAGUUAGCCAUUGUACCUGAGGAUACUGAACCUUCUUAUGAUUACAUUACAAAAGUACGCUGUUAUGCAUGUAAUGGCAUGGAAACAACAAAAGACACUAAUACUGAGAUAUCUUCUAUUGUUGAUGCUAUACUAUUGGCAACGUCUUCAGCACGUCAAUCAGAUGUUAAAGCAUGGGAAGAAGAUAUCACUGCAUGUGAACAUACUCUCUGUCUUACGCAAGAAGAACCUCGAAGAUUGGAACAACAAUCUCUGGCUCAUUGUACAAAAUGUGAACUUAAUGAAAACCUCUGGUUAUGUCUGACUUGUGGUAAUCUGGCUUGUGGUCGAAAACAUUAUGAUGGCUCUGGUGGAAAUAAUCAUGCUGUUCAGCAUUUUACUGAAACCGGUCAUUCAAUUGCUUGUAAACUUGGUACAAUUACUCCUGAAGGCACUGCUGAUAUUUAUUGUUAUACUUGUGAUGAUGCAAAACUGGAUAAUGAUCUCUCUACACAUCUCGCCAAUUGGGGAAUCAACGUCCUACAUCAAUCCAAAACAGAAAAAAGCAUGACCGAAUUGCAAUUAGAACAAAAUCUCAAAUUUGAUUUUAGUAUGACAACUGAAGAUGGAAAACAGUUAGAACCGAAGUUUGGACCCGGGUAUACUGGUAUUAAAAACCUUGGGAACAGUUGUUAUAUUGCUUCCAUUUUGCAAGCUGUAUAUGAUAUUCCAAAUUUCCAGACUCGUUAUGGACAACAACUAGCUGAUCAUGCACUAUCAUGUUCAAUUGAAGAUCCUGCUAAUUGUUGGUACUGUCAACUUUUCAAGAUUGCUGAUGGACUUUUAUCCGGACGUUAUUCUCAACCUCAUCCAUCAUCCGAUAAUAACGAUGUGCCUACUCAAGAUGGUAUUUCUCCUGGAAUGUUCAAAUCACUAGUUGGAAAAGGACACGAAGAAUUCUCUACCAUGCGACAACAAGAUGCCUACGAAUUUCUCCAGUUCUUUUGCAAGACUAUUUCUCAAAAGGAACAUUCGAACAAAGGACAAGAUCCUACAAAGGUGUUUGACUUCAAUUUAGAACAUCGAUUACAAUGUGGGAAAUGUCACAAGGUGCGGUAUCAAACCAAUGAAAACAGUAGUAUAUCGAUCAAUAUUCCAGCACGCAAGAUAGGUGAAUCCGAUAACAACAAAGUUGAAUAUGAAGCCGUUGAUUUUUAUGAAUGUAUGGAUCUUUACACUAAAAAUGAAACUGUAGACGAUUAUCAAUGUCCAAACUGCAAAGAAAAAACAGUGGCCCAAAAAUCUGUCAAGUUCAAAACAUUCCCACAAGUUUUGGUUAUUCAUGCACGAAGAUUUGCUUUUGUGGACUGGGUACCUCAAAAACUAGACAUCAGGAUUAAUUUCCCUGAAGGAUUAAUUAAUCUUGACAAGUAUUUAGCUCAAGGCAAACAAGAUGAUGAAGAACUUUUACCAGAUGAUGAAACAACAGAACCUGAAUUUGAUGCUGCAGCUUUGGAUCAAUUGAUGGCUAUGGGCUUUGGUUUAAAUCGAUGUAAACGGGCUCUAUUCAACACUGGCAACAAUGGGGCUGAAAUAGCUAUGAAUUGGUUAUUUGAACAUAUGGAGGAUCCUGAUAUUGAUGAUCCUUUGGAAACCAAUACAAAUCAAUCUAGUGGUACACAAGAACCUUCUGCUGACCAAAUCACAACAUUAUGCGAAAUGGGCUUUGCUCCUGCCCAAGCCAAAAAAGCAUUACGGGAAACGAAUAAUGAAACGGAACGAGCAUUGGAUUGGUUAUUUAAUCACCCUGAUGAUCAAGGCGAAGAACAAGAUGAAUUUCAAGGAUCAAAUGAGAUUAUGGCGGGUGAUGAUAGUCCUCCAUUCAAUUACAUUAUUAAAUCAUUCGUCUCUCAUAAAGGAACAUCCAUUCAUUGUGGACAUUAUGUUGCUCACGUUCUCAAAGAUGGACAAUGGACAUUAUUCAAUGAUAAUAAGGUAGCAUUAUCUCCAAACCCUCCUAUUGGUGAAGGAUAUCUUUACUUCUUCGAUCGUAGAACUAGUUAGAUAGUUACUUAGUAGUAG
Molecule: messenger RNA, 2372 nt
Organism: Halteromyces radiatus
Lineage: Eukaryota; Fungi; Mucoromycota; Mucoromycetes; Mucorales; Cunninghamellaceae
Exons: 12
Coding region: 39-2354 (771 amino acids)
Biological process (GO): protein deubiquitination
Molecular function (GO): zinc ion binding; protein binding; cysteine-type deubiquitinase activity
Source: RefSeq, a predicted model, not a curated record